CACACGGACGAAGGGCUCGGAUCGCAUGCAGCGUGGUUCGGCGCUGAUUCGAGGAGGACUCGCGCGGGUGUCGCGGAGCUGUCCGGGUCACGUGGCGCCGUCGACCAGCGCGUUCAGAGGCAGCUCCGGAUCUCUCAAAUCUCUACGUUUCCCCUCGAGGGGCGCCAUGACCGAAGAGGCCGGGGACGCCGCGGGCGCGGAUCCGGAGAAGAAAUGGACGAAGCGCGACCUGCGACACACCAGCGCCGUGGUCAUCUGCCCGCCGUCCUCGCAGUGGGGACCCAUCCAGGAGAUCAGGUCCUUCAACGACAAGUCCUACGCCCGCUGGAUGCCCCACAUCAACCUUCUCUACCCGUUCCUCCUGGACGACGACGACGGCGACGACGCGCCCCGUCGCAACUUCGACGCCGCAACCGCGGUGGCGAGGGAAGCGCUCAGAGGCAUUGAGCCGUUCACGGUGACGCUUCGGUCCUUCGGACGCUUCGAGCACGCCAAGAGCUGCACCGUGUGGCUCCACCCGAGCGAACCCCUCGAGGGAAACGACCCGGCGCGCCGCCACCUCGCGAACGCCGACGUCGACGCCGACCCUCCGCCCGUCUCCCGAGGGAUCACGUCGACCCAAGCCGCGCUGGAACGCGCGUUUCCGUUCGCGGACCACCUCUCGUCGAUAUCCUCGCACUCCGGAUACACCCCGCACCUCUCCGUCGGACAGUGGGACGACGUCGCGUCGGCGUCGGCGGCGGAGCUCGCGUUGCGGGACGCGUGGGAGCCAUUGACGUUCGAGGUGGACGCCGUGUACUUAAUAUCUCGCGCGGGCGCGGAUGCGCCGUUCGAAUUCAAGGCUAGGGUCCCCCUGGGCGCCGCCGGUGGGGCGUGGAGGCGGGGCGACGACGACGACGACGGUGGCGGGGGGGAAUGGUGGAUAGACGCGUACCAUCCGCCGCCGCCGCCGGAGGGCGCGCGGUGCCUGAGGCCGCGGCCGAAGCGGAGGUGGAGGGGUAAGAGACGGGGCAAAGGCGGCGGCGGGCGGGGCGACGGCGCCCCGUGACGCGCGGCGUCGUCGAGGGUGUUCGUCGGAACUUAAGGGGCUCCAGAGAGAACUACAGCUUGAUAGAACUUACAACGUACCGAGGUACACACCGACUGUCGCG
Messenger RNA from Micromonas commoda, 1151 nucleotides. RefSeq lists its product with no specific name. NCBI's taxonomy places the organism in Eukaryota, Viridiplantae, Chlorophyta, Mamiellophyceae, Mamiellales, Mamiellaceae. The coding region runs from base 167 to 1048 and encodes 293 amino acids. The record is from RefSeq and is a predicted model, not a curated record. The transcript has a single exon.